AUGCCCGGGUGCCAGGACACGCCCGCCGCCCAGGCCCCAGACCUCGGGCACGACCCCCCGCCCUCCGCUCCGGCCUGGCUUUCCCUCCAGGUGGUCCAGGCUCUGCUUCUCCUCGUCCUGCGCCCCAGGAGGCCAAGAGGAUCUGGCAGCAGAACACUAGGACUGGACGCCCCAGCGAUGACCAGUUCCCCCGUCUCCAGAGUCGUCUACAACGGCAAGAGGACCAGCAGCCCCCGCUCUCCCACUAACAGCAGCGAGAUCUUCACCCCUGCCCACGAGGAGAAUGUCCGCUUCAUUUAUGAAGCCUGGCAGGGCGUGGAGCGAGACCUGCGGAGCCAGACGUCAGGCAGCGAGCGGGGCCUUGUGGAGGAGUAUGUGGAGAAGGUCCCUAACCCCGGCCUGAAGACCUUCAAACCCAUUGACCUGAGCGACCUGAAGCGCCGGAACACGCAGGAUGCCAAGAAGUCCUAGAGCGCCUGUGCCCCUCCCCUGGCCUCUGGAAGAUCAGGGUGCACUGAUGUUGGCUUCCUCCUGUCCUGUGGGCCCCGCUCCUGGGUGGGGGGAGGGGGCUGUGCUCCAGUGGGCUGCAAACCCUGGGACCCGCAAGAUUGAUGGCCGAGGCCUGCCCCUCCUCCCUGAGCCCCUCCUCUCCUCUCUGGGGGGGUCUCAAGUUGCCCCCAUCAGUGGGGUGCCAAGGCCCUGCCAGCCCCUGCCCUCCCCCUGGCCUACGUGUGUCUUUGGAGCUGCCUGGCCUUGCCUUCCCCCCAGGGGCCCUGAUUCCCCUUGUUUCCUGUCACCUGCCACUGCCCUCCACCUCCCUAUCCUGUGCUCCUUCAGGAUCAGAAUGGAGAAGAUGAGGCCUCUGUCGUCUCCCAGGCUGGUGGGACUGGGCCGGUUUUGUCCUUGAGGUGGCCAGGACAUAGAACAGGGCAGCCCCACCCACAUCCAGCUUGGGUCCCCCAUAGACCCCUGCUGCUCCUCUGGCCUGGAUACCUGGGGGAACUUCCCCCACACCCCUCCAUCCUGGCCCUUCCCCACGUCAGCAUCAGGAUGGCACCAGCUAGCUCUCUAGGCCUGGGACACUGCUGGGCCCCUCAACAGUACCACCAGCAACCAGGCCUGGCCUCCUGGUGUCUGACCCUGUGGCCGCAGUGACCCCCUUGGGCAGGGGCACUGAGGCAGACCCUGAGGUGGUGGUGCUGCCGGGUCCACCUGGCUCUCGGGUGUACUGGGAGGGUCACCGGGGCCCCUUUUUCUUUACAUGCCCUCUGAAGGCCAAGUGUCUGUGUGGCUCUGGAGCCUGAGCGUCCACGAAUAAAGGCAGGUGGCACUGGGA
Messenger RNA from Galeopterus variegatus (Sunda flying lemur), 1336 nucleotides. RefSeq names its product family with sequence similarity 195, member B (gene MCRIP1). The transcript is spliced from 6 exons. Lineage: Eukaryota; Metazoa; Chordata; Mammalia; Dermoptera; Cynocephalidae. The coding region runs from base 1 to 471 and encodes 156 amino acids. The record is from RefSeq and is a predicted model, not a curated record.